Penicillium cinerascens is the source of this 1461-nucleotide messenger RNA. Its product is annotated as glycosyl hydrolase family 79 C-terminal domain-containing protein. The transcript is spliced from 7 exons. Bases 1 to 1461 code for a protein of 486 amino acids. The record is from RefSeq and is a predicted model, not a curated record. NCBI's taxonomy places the organism in Eukaryota, Fungi, Ascomycota, Eurotiomycetes, Eurotiales, Aspergillaceae.
AUGGCUUUCCUGCUUUUCUCUGCGUGCCUACUGGGCCAUUUGACCUCAGCUUCGAGCUUGAGCUACCACGUCCCUGAACGACCGCCGACCAAUUCCAGCGGGCCCUUGGCUGCAGCCCCCGUGGGUGUCUCGAUGGAAUUCUUCACGUUCCCAGCGUACAUGACCGACGUCGCCGCUACCAAGACUUGUCUAGCCAAUCUGCAGGAGUUGACGGGAAUUUGGCCACCUCUCCGGAUUGGAGGCACAACCCAGGACCGUGCCACAUAUAAUGCCUCGUCCAACCAGGCCGUGACCUAUUCGGUCUCUAAUCCGAGCGAUGCGCCCAUGACGCUUACCUUCGGACCGCCCUUCAUCUCCAUGGCCGCCGACUACCACGGAGAAACGAUCGUAGGCCUCAAUCGCCGCCUGGAUAACCUGUCCAACACCAUCGCGGCUGCGACACUGGCCUACGAUGAGAUGAAAAAUCUAUAUGCCAUUGAGCUAGGCAAUGAGCCAAAUUUCUACACAAGCAGCGAUCCGAUUGCUGAUGGCAAGGCUUGGUCUCCCGCAGCAGACUACGCGUCCCAAAUCUCCUGGCAGGAUGCUGUGUGCGGGAAUUUGUCCACGUCCGAUCUGAUCUCCGCGGGUGUUUACUUUGGCACCGAGCCGAUGAAUAUCGCCGGACUGACAGCUGAGGAGGGUGCGGCAAAUGCCUACGUGAAAGACUACUGCUCUCACAACUAUCCGCAGUCUGCCAGCACGGCGGAUCUUGCCAAACUGAUGGGCCACAGCGACAUAGCAUCACAAAUUAAGCCCUUUGCGUCUGAGUAUGCGGCAGCGGCAGCCGAGAACAAGCCUUAUAUCUUCGGCGAGACCAAUUCUGCAACUGGAGGCGGUGGUGGUAUCAGCCCUACCUUUGGGGCUGCUCUGUGGAUCUUGGACUAUGUGAUGCAGUCCGUGAUCAUGGGCGUUAAGCAACUUUAUUUCCACCAAGGCACGAUUGGAAACUGCCAAUACUGCUGGUGGGGCCGUUACGAUAUGGGUGCCCCUUACUAUGGUGCGUACUUGGCGACAAUGGCGCUGGCAGGUGCAGAGCAAAUUGCCCCGCUGGACAGCCAGGAUACCGCGUAUGCUGCCUAUGCCAUCUAUCAACACGGUAUUCCGGUCAAAGUCCUUCUCUACAACUCCGACUACUACACUAGCGGCCUCCGGCCCUCGCAGACAUUCACCUUGUCCGGCAUCCAAACCCAUGCCGUCAGCGCCAAACGACUGACAGCCCCCUAUGCCACCUCUCGAGUCGACCUUGGCGAGAAUCCGACUGUUGCCGGCCUAACAUUUGAGAAUGGGACCUGUGCCAUUCAGGGCUCGGAAACGGUGGAAGUAACCACCGUCUCUAACGGGCAAGCGUCCUUCACGGUGGGUGCUUCAGAAGCCCUUUUGAUCUAUCUCCAGGAAGCGGACAACUGCUUUCGGAGAGUCUGA